Messenger RNA from Nicotiana tabacum (common tobacco), 1050 nucleotides. NCBI's taxonomy places the organism in Eukaryota, Viridiplantae, Streptophyta, Magnoliopsida, Solanales, Solanaceae. The record is from RefSeq and is a predicted model, not a curated record.
AUGGUUGGCCGCCCUCCUCAGACCAUCAUAAUUGCCCAAUCUAGAGCUAUGCAAACUGCUAUUGCUGAUGUUCUCCCGCGGUCAGCUCAUUGUAUUUCCUUGUCACAUAUCAUGAAGAAAGUUCCAGAGGAAUUGGGCGGGUUGCAUGAAUAUGAAGUAAUCAAGAAAGCAUUUACUAAAGCAAUUUACCAAUCAUCAAGAAUAGAAGAGUUCGAAGCAGCUUGGGAGGACAUGAUACUACACCAUAGAAUUAGGGACCAUAAAUGGCUCCAGACACUCCACGACGAUCGUAAACACUGGGCCCCUGUCUAUUUAAAGGAUACAUUUCUGGCAGGGAUGGUUUCUGUGACACUCAGUGAGAGAGAGGCUUCUCCUUUUGAUGAGUAUUUGGCUAACCAUACUUCCCUAAAAGUGUUCCUUAACAGCUAUAACCAAUGUCUGAAGGAAAUCUAUCUAAGAGAAGCAUUGGCUGAUACAGAAUCAAGGAAUUCCAGUUUUAUGUUGAAGUCAAGAUUUUAUUUUGAAAUGCAGCUAUCUAAAGUUUAUACGAAUCACAUAUUUGAAAAAUUCCAAAUCGAAGUCGAGGGAAUGUUUUCGUGUUUAAGCACAAGACAAGUAAGUAUUGAUGGGUCAGUUGUAACUUACAUUGUUAAGGAACAUGAAGUUGAGAAUGUGAAUGAGGCACGAGAUUAUGAGGUUACGUUGAAUACAGCUGUUGCGGAAGUUCUUUGUGCUUGUGGUUUAUUCAACCUGGAGGGUUUCCUGUGCAGGCACGCAUUGUGUGUUCUAAGUCAGAACAGUUUCGAGGAGAUCCCACCUCAGUACAUUCUUUCACGCUGGAGAAAGGAUAUCCACCGUAGUUAUAUUCUUGACUAUGGUUGCAAUUUGAUUGACACCAAGAAUCCAGUCCACAGGUAUGAUAAUUUGUACAAGUGUGCUGUGAAGUUGGUUGAAGAGGGGAGAAAAUCGCGUGAACGAUACAAGUUCACUUUAGAAGCUUUGGGUGAGAUAUUGAACAAAGUUAGUUUGCAAGAUCAUAACACUCUUUAG